UUCUGGCGCGUUUUUGGAUUCUGUUAAAUUUGCUUUGAAUGAUUCUUAUAAUGCUGAAGAUGUUCAUGGUGGAUUUCAACCUGCUUCUUUUGUAGCUAGCAUUUUACAUGGUGUAGCAAAUGAAAAUAUUACAGGUAUUCUCCCUCUAUAUAUCAAUGAGAAACAUUGGCAAAUUGCCAGAGAGAGAAUGAAGCCAAUAAUGGGGUAUUUAACUACACUCGAUAUAUUUGGUUAUUCCUACAAACAAAUCACUACCAUAUUGGCAAAAGCUCUUUGUGAUACUUCAACAGAAUUUCGAAGAGAACAAUUCAAAUUAAUCUUAGAAACUUGCGAUGCAAUUUAUAGACAAUCUAGUAUCCUUCGUGAAGAUAAUAAAAAUUUAUUCGAAAAUUACAUGAAAUCACCAGCAAAUCGUACCAUUGAUAUUGUUGCCAACAACUUGGUUUAUCUUGGUCAUAUGUUGUGUGCUUUACGAUGUG
Molecule: messenger RNA, 479 nt
Organism: Scutellospora calospora
Lineage: Eukaryota; Fungi; Glomeromycota; Glomeromycetes; Diversisporales; Gigasporaceae
Source: the annotation of a GenBank genome assembly